CGCGUCUCGUGGAGGACUUCGCUGUCUGCUCCCGGCCAGACUCGCGGGCGAUUCGUAGAACGACAAACUUUCGAUUCUCAAUCUCAGAUAUCCAUAUAGUGCUCAAGAACUUUCGUGAUGUGAAAUGAACCAUAAAAUUGAGGACAAAUGCUUUAAUGAGAAAACUGGAAAUAUGUUAGACUAUCUCGUUUAUAUAGUUUUGUAGUCAGUGAGAGCAAAAUGGCUGAAUCGUACGACGUCAUACCUCUCGUAGUGGCUGGAAGGCGACGGAAAAAUUGGUUAAAAGCGAAUAGAUUUGGCUCUUGGGAAAGUAGAAACUGACUUUUUUCCACUUUGUCGUUCAGUUGUGGACAAGAAGUAGAAAAAUCUGAAAUGGGACAGUGAUUAUAUACAGACAUGAAGUUUAACGGUACAUCCAGCCUGCAAUAAUGUUAUGACAAGUAAAGAGUAAUGCACAGAAACUGACUAAACAAAAGACAGAAAAAAGUCCAAAACGAAAAUGAACUAAUAGACAGAAAUAAGGAAGAUAUAUACAGAAAAAGUGUGGAAUAGAAAUUAACCAAUAGACAGAAAUAAGGAAGAUAUAAACAGAAAAAGUGUGAAACAGAAUUUAACCAAUAAACAGAAAUAAGGAAGAUAUAAACAGAAAAAGUGUGAAAUAGAAAUUAACCAAUAGACAGAAUUAAGGAAGAUAUAAACAGUAAAAGGGUGAAACAGAAAUUAACCAAUAGACAAUAAUAGGGAAGAAAUAAACAGAAAAAUGUAUGAGACAGGAAUCAAAGACUGACUUUGAGGUCACCAUGGAACAGAAAGGUGUCAAAAUUCGUGUGUUUUAAAGUCGAUCUCAGAAUAGGUGAUUGUGAUUCAUGGCAAAUAUAAACCCCAUAGUUAGAAAUAAGUAAACAAAAUAAAAAUAAAAUAGUGUUCUUGUAUUAAAUCAGGAAGAUAGAUCAAUUCCUCAGUUUAAAACAAUCACAAAACGAAUAAGUGGAAAAAGUAAGAUGUCAGUGUAAUAAAUAAAAAAAAGAUAACAAACUUUACUUAGGUUAACCGAACUAGAGAAAGUAAUUCGAGAAACAAGGAAGGUGUUAAAGUAAUGUGUUAUUGUAAUCAAUGAAAAAAGAAUAUUCACUUGAGUUAGCAUAACCACAGGACAACAAAAGUGAAAAAAUAGUGUUACUAUAAUAAAUAACAAAAUUAAAUAAUUAGUAGGCAAGAGCUGGUGAUAUAAAUAAAAAAAACAACAUUAACUUAACAGAACCACAGCACUAAAUUUAUGAAAAAAGUGUUACUUUAAUAUUUAAUCAAGACAAAUACUUAAAUAAGUUAAGAUGCAACAAAGAAAAUUAUAUAUAUCCCAUCAUUGGUAAAGUAAAAGAAACACCCCCAGGCGCCCAGAGACCAAACUCCGAAUUCCAAAGGCCCCCAUUUCAGCGCCCCGCCCCAAAGAUGAAUAUCAGCGACGCUCUCUUGAGAUCCUACGACAUCUCCCUGUCCAUCCAGGAGGAACCAGACUACGCCCUGGACUACUUCAGGAGCUCCCAGGAAGUCGAUGGAGGAGGAGGAGGGUUGGAGGCCUUCAUCACCAGCAGUAGCAGCAGUACCACCAGUAGCGACGCCCUCUGGCCCUUCUUCGCCAACGCCUCCUCCUCCUCUUCCUUCAGCUACACGCCCCUGGAGAAUGCCACGGACGCCCUCAACUACGAGGACCAGCUCUCCGGAGCUCCCAGCUUCUGCGUGUUCACGCAGAAGAACAAGACCUUCGUCUGGAACAACUGCAUCCCUAUGAACGACCCGCAGGAGAUGCGGAAGCCCUACAAGGCCAAUCCGAGCUUCGUGCCCAUCGUGGUCACCCACGCCCUCACGUUCCUCGUCGGGGUGUCCGGAAAUAGCAUCAUAGUGGCUUCUAUGGCUAGGGAUAAAGGAACCCGUAAUGUUACGAGCUGGUUCCUAGUGUCCUUAGCCGUGGCCGACCUCCUGUUACUCCUGCUGUGUGUGCCCCUGGAGACGACGCAGAUCUUCCUCAUGACGCCCAACCUGUCCCUCUCCGUCUGCAAACUGUCCUCCUACUGCGAGCUCCUGUCGGCUGUCGCCUCUGUGCUCAAUCUCACGGCUGUCAGCUUGGAGAGGUACAUCGUCAUCGUGUAUCCUAUGAGGUCCAGGACUUUCUGCACCUUCAGUAACUGCCGAAGGGCCAUCUUCGGCGUCUGGUGCGUGUCCGUGUUCCUCAGCAUCCCGGCGGGCGUGACCCAGGACGUCUACUCCGUGACGUACUACAACGCGACAGACAGCGUGACGGUCUAUCACUGCGACACGGGAGGUGACCACGGGAUGCUGUUCGCUGUGUAUCGAUUGGUGAUCGUCUUCCUCCUGCCGGCGUUGCUGAUGUCCUUCUUCUACGCCAGGGUCAUCAAAGCUCUGUGGGUCUCCACGAAAAACAUCACCCAGAUGACCCGAGUUUACAGUACGCGGUGGGAUUCUCGACACAGCAUCUCGUCCCAUAACUCUUUGGCGUCUGCCUCCGUCACCUCCGGAUUGGUGCAGCCCUCCCCGUCGACCACGUCAGGUCUGGCUCUCCUGCACGCGGCCUGCCCACUGAAGAGGUGCGUGCACAGGCAGAGGUCGGGCGAGGAGGUCAAGCAAGCACGGAAGCAGGUGAUCAAAAUGUUGAUCUUAGUCAUCAUUCUGUUCAUGGCCUGCUGGGGACCUAAGAUUAUAUUCUUCGUCAUCCUAAAGAAUGGCCUGUCGAGGGAAUCCUUCAAACCUCUCGUGUAUAACAUCAGAAUCUACCUGGGACUUUUGCCUUUCAUACAUUCUUGUCUCAACCCUAUAAUCUACAGUUUCAUGUCUACAAACUUUGGCCGAAUGAUGAGGAGAUCUUGUGCCAGAGAUAAUUGCACAACAAUGUUCAACUCCCUCUGUUGGAACUAUUCCUCGAGAAACAAGAACAAAGCUGAGAGAGAGGUCGAUCUACCACCAAGCGGAAUUCUCGGUACACCACCAACUCCACCCUCCAUACCGUCAGUUCCUCUGUACAUGGAGAACGGUGUUGGGAGUGACGACCUGGCCAACAGCUCUUACCUCGAUCUCAAUGGGCAGGUAUCAAUGGGUGCAAGUCAUCACAGAAAUCAAUGUGUUGUCAAUCUUGACUCCACCUUGUAAGCCCCUGGGUUUACAAGAUCAGAGAAGAAAUUAGAUACUUUAAAUAAACUCGAGCAUUCAAGAAAAAUGCAUUUCUAAACCCAAAUAAUACUUCUUAAGAGGUUGCGAAGUUGAUUUAGGUGGAAGGUUUCUGAGAAGUGCUUUCUUAAAGUGAAAUUUUGUGCAGUGUUAGAUGUUGAAUAUCUUGGGAUAAGUAAUCAGACUUCAUACUGAAUAGAGCAUUCAUGGCAGGAGCAUUUCCUGACGCCCCCCGCCCCCCCAACAAAAAAACUACCUUGAGAGUUUGGGAAGUUGAUUCAAGUGUAAGUUACCUCCGAAGAGGUUUCUUGGUCGAAUUGAGUGAAACUGAGUGAGGUGUUACAAGUUGGAUCUAUUGAGAAAAGCAAUCAGAUUUUAUAUUGAAUAGAGUAUUCAUGAAAAGCCUAUUUUUGGACCAAAAAACUUAUUCAUAGUUUAGGAAGUGGAUUCAAGUGGACGUUUUCUCAGAAAAGCUUUCCUGGUAGACUUGAAUUGAAGCACAAUUCAGUUAUGAGUUCCAAGUUGGAUCUAUUGAGCAAUCAGAGAUUUCUUAGUGGCGAAUUUAUUCUGAGAUGAACAGUGGAUAAACAAACUUCAGGAGAAGAUAGGAAAUUGAUUCAAAGGGAAGUUUUUCAAAAGGCCUCAAUCUGAAACGAAAGAGUCAGUCGUUAACUAAAGUGAAGUUAAGUUGUUCAAAUGGAUUCUAAUAUUUGUCAAAACACCUCUAUUGAUAGAUUAAACUUGAAUAGAUGCACAAUUGACAAACAGCUUCUAAGGAUCUGAAUUAAAUAAAAUGCCCUAUGUGACAAAUGAAGUGAAGUGAGGCCUUCUAGUUUUAAUCUAAUGAGUAACAGUCCCUUAUUAUUGACAGAUUUACUAUAAAAUGACUCCAUAGAGAACAACAAACUUCUAAAUAUGACAGGAAACUGUUACAAGCAGAAUGCCUUCUGGAAAGGUUUCUAUUGGAAAGAAAUAAUUCUCUUUAGUUUGAAAUGGAAUGAGGUAGAAUGAAGCGAAGUGAAUAAGAAUUAAAGUGCUAUCAGAUACUUCAUAACUGUUUUUUAUCAAUCUUGAAAAGAUGGACGCUGGGUUUAUACUUCUAAAAAGGAUAGGAAGUUGGCUGGAGUAGAAGUAGUUUCAGGAUGUUCUCUACUAGAAAGAAUUCGAUCACUUGUCAAUUGAAAUGAGGUGAAGUAAUGAAACUUGAGAUUGUUAAGGACAUAUUAACAUUUCCAGCGACAUUGUGUUGAAGUUAGGUAAAAGUAUCAGAAGUAAAAUGUGAUUCAUGAUUUCAGAGACGAAUCAGCUGGACUUUCUCUCAUUUCAAAUCCGGACAUUUUUACUCUAUUCCAUGUUGCAAGGAUCAGGUGAUUAAUAUAUCUAUAUGAAUAUGGACGUGUCAUUAGAAGAGAAUUUAGUAAUAGAUAAACGAAAUGAUAGAACAUCCUUCGAAGUGUCUUGUCGAGGUAAUAACUUUGUUUGGUACUCGUUCACUGAUUUUCUUGCAUUGCAUAAAGAAAUCAAAAGAUGAACAAACAUGUAAUUAUAUAAUUAGGAGGCAGUGACUGGAUAACAUGCACUUUGUUUACUUUUUCCGACUUAAACGAUUCUUACCAGAACUGCUCAUACUUUCUGGUAUUCGGUGAUUCAAGAAAAAAUUCUUCUAUGGGAAUCCCUUUAGAAUUAGAAAAAAAUAAGUAAUCUGUCUAUUUUAAAAGUGAGUUUUUGCAAAGACAUUUCUUUUUCAUUUCGUGAAGAAAAAUGACGACAAAAAAUGAUACCAAGAACACUGUCUAUUUUAAAAGUGACCUUUUGCAAAGAUAUUUUCCAUUUUCAUACCAUGAAGAGAAACCACAACAAAAAUGAUAUUGUGCAAAAGUAAAUGUUAUGCGCGCUGUUCGUAACCCUACUUCGCUAAGACGAACAUGGGUUGAAACGUCGAAACGUUGGUGGUAAAGUUGUGACUCAGAAAAGAUCUAGAAAAUAAGAUGGAAUCACAGAGCAUUGCCUAAAGGCCACUGCUAGCCUAAAUAAUCAUGGGGAAGGUUACGUUUGAUAUUCAAAAUAUCUCUUCAACUGGAAGUGCGGAUUCAUAUUCCAUUUUGACUUUUUGCGUUGAAAUGGAGAAUUUGUAUUUUAACGUGAAGCUCUUAGUAAAAAUAAAGUGCAAGAAGGAAAACAGGCAUCAAAGAAACACCCGAUAAAUAAAAAAUGUAAAUAGACAUGACAAAGAGGAAAUACAAAAAAAAAAAUAACUUUUUUUUAAAUUAUUCCAACUGAAGCAUAUCAUGUAAAAAAGAUAGUAUACUGGAAAUAAAUAUAUGUUUUAGAACAGAGGGGAGCCGUAUGAACUACGAUUAGAUUAUUCUAUAACUCUUUGAAUAACUGAUCAUUUUGUACCUGUGACGUAGUAAUUAAGAUGUAACCUCACAAUGAUACUAUGAUUUCAGUGGCUAAGAAACCACAAUGUUUUUAAUCCCUUCUUGCAACCAACACCAAACUGUAACCACACUAGUUCCAGUACUAUAAAAGAAACUAUAUUUUUGUCCCGAUCUCUGUAAAUUCAUCUGCAAAUGUAAGAAGGUGUUAGAAAAUAGUAUAAGCCUUUUCUCGACAUAAAAAAAUGUAAGUCUUCUACACAACAUUAUUGUUCAAUAUGACGUUCAUUUUGGUGGAUGUUAAAUGUUCUAAAAAUGUUUUCUGUGUUGCUUAAGGGUAAAUGGGAUGACUGUUUUCAAUUUUCUAAAGCAUAACUGGUUUUUAAUGUCAUAUGUAAAUGAACUACCAUAACCUGCAUCAUGAACAGGCAGGUCUAUUGGUGACUGAUUGUAAUAAAAUUACGUGGAAUGUUAUAAAAGACUGUGUAUAUCACUGUAUAUUCGUACAUACGUAUAUGAUUAUGAUGAAUAUGUUUAUGUAAAUGUUGAUAUAUUUAUGUGCAGAUACCAACAUACUGACUUCCGUUUAUACAU
Molecule: messenger RNA, 6152 nt
Organism: Macrobrachium nipponense
Lineage: Eukaryota; Metazoa; Arthropoda; Malacostraca; Decapoda; Palaemonidae
Product: galanin receptor 2a-like
Exons: 10
Coding region: 1450-3162 (570 amino acids)
Biological process (GO): G protein-coupled receptor signaling pathway
Cellular component (GO): plasma membrane
Molecular function (GO): neuropeptide Y receptor activity
Source: RefSeq, a predicted model, not a curated record